AAAGCGGAGCCCCACCUGCAACCGAUCCAUAUGGCAAAAGAACAAAUGGGUUGCAAGGUCUGUGUUUCUCUGUUGCCUGAGGAAUGGGCAGGCAAGGGUGGGUUGGUGGAGGGGGUGGAUUUAAUUAGAGCAAGUGCCUGCAUCCCCCCUCUGGUCACCUGCAGAGGAUUACUACUUGCUGCCAGAGGUUAACUGGCCUGAUAAACGGGAUAUGUGACACUUUUGCAUAUAAACGCGCACACACACACACACACACACAUGCUUGUGUGGUCGAGUAGAGAGGAGCCAAGGACUAACAUGGAAAUGAUAAUGAAAGAGCUUGUACAAUGUUCUGAUGAAAAAACUUACUGAUUUUAUUGCGGGGACAAAUUUCACAUGAUUGAAAGGCUGAUUUUUUAUUUUUUUUUAAUACCUUUUGGUAUACUGCACAUAUCGAGUUAAUCAGAUCACUGGAACGGUCCACAGCAAUGCACCAGGUGCACCAGUUAGAACCUUCACAACUUUUGACCUGUCACUAUAUCUCAAAAUACUCUUAACCCUUGUCCCUCCAUAAUCUAUUGUAAACAUGGGAACCUGUAUUUGGUUUGACACUUCCUUUUGUUCGAAUUGCUUUAUGGUCAUAUUCUAAAUCAUUAAAGCCUCAGAAAUGUUUGUCACCUCGUGAUCUCGAUUGUUUUCAUAUCAAAUAAUACAACAAUGAAUCCUUGACUAUCAUUAUUACUGGAGAUUAGUUGCCAUCUUUUUGCUAUUAAUUACACAGCAUCUCUUCCAAAUGUCUGGUACUAUACAGAAGGCUCACAACUCUAAAUUCGACUUGUCUGUAUAGUGUGUAAACCCAUUUAAAAAGACAAAACAACUGUGAUGAAGCAGAGGCACACAGAAUUAAACCCACGGUAUAGCGGCUUGUUCACUUUAUAUUGCAAUGCAUCGUUCUCAUCGAGCACGUCUCGGCGAGUUGAUGUAAGCACAUUAAGAAUAUCCAUUACGCAGCCAAUUUGAUCAAAAUGCCUUAGUGUUUAGUGACAUUCAUAAGGUCGCCACAUGCAAGUUUAUCUCAAUGAAGAAAAUGGCGCUGCGUAUUUUUACAUAAAUCUUGCGACUUAAUCAAAGCGAAGGCCAUGUCCAUUAAUAACCCAGUGUUGUUGGCCUGAUGACAAAACACACUGCAUCUAAUGGAACAAUUUAUUUCCAUAAUGCAACUUUGUCAGGCCUGUGACACAGGCACCAGCUCAGGGAGGAGGAAACACAAAGGGAGGACGCCAAAGGACAUUAACCGUAGAUUGAAUGAGUUUGCCAAUAUUAGCAUUAUCAUUCACUUAAUGUUGAUAUUUUAAUUGUAGAUGCAAACAUAUAUUUGUACAUAUAGAAUAUGAAGUGCACUAUGAUUAUAAUAAUUCCUUAAAUCAGUAACAUGUUGAUGCAUACCACUGAGUAAACGGGCCAAGCAAUAAAUCCAGACCUAUGAAUAUAUAUUUUUUAUUCAUUUAACAAUUUGAAAACAAAUAAAAGUAUCUUAAAAGCACUCUAAAUUUCCCAUAGUGUGAGUAUGAAUGGUUGUUUGGCUAGUUGGGCCUUGCAAUUGGCUGGCGACCAGUUCGGGAUUCCCGACCCUUGUGACGAUAAGCGGUACCAAAGAUGACCAAUGUUUUGAUUGCCAGCACUUGCUGGAAAUACGAUUGUCCAGUGAUUUUUGGGCUCGUAGCUACUCGGCAGAGUUUAUUAGUCUCGAGGUGAAGACCCAGCGGCCUCCUGAGCAGCGGAUUCGCUUCGUAGCAAACCCACAGAGGAGCGAGCAGAGUUAGCAGAUUUAUUGCUUUCACUAAUCUGACCUAAAAUUCUAAAUUGUCAAUACUAGCACGUUACGCAUAACUUUUUAUGCAUGGGAGACAUUUACCAAUAUCUAACUAAGACAACUGAAUUUCUUUAUUUCGGAGCGUCUUUACUGUUAUUAAUCAAAUGAUACAAAAAUGACCCUUAUACAUCACAGGCUGACUAGUACUGAAGUGGUUGUUGCUUAUCAGGAGGAGGGGCAGUUUCUUCCAACCAAUUAGCACACUGACACAAAGAAAUGGCGUCUCUGACCUUGUUUACCCUUGUGGCCGUGAAUAGAACAAAUAUAAUAAACAGAGUGGGGAAGAAACAUGAAGCGAAAAGGGAGAGAUUUUUGUGAAACCACUACAGAUAUCAUGGCCUCUUUUUUUUAAAUUUCAAAAGCCAUACUGCUUAAGUGUAAUGCUAAAAUAUUGUCAAUAUCAAAAAAAAUUUCAUACGUCGCGCAUUAAAACCAUAACGGCAUCAAUACUUUUCACAGAUUUGUUUAUGCUGUCACACAAAUGUGCUAAAGAUGUGUCUUUUGUCACUCUUGCGGUAUGAUUUCAAGGGCACCUGAGCCGUGUCGCAGAAUGCUCAUUGCACUUUGUCACACCCCUGGCGACAUUUUGAUCAAUUGAAAAGCAUUACAAUAAACCACGGGGCUGUGAUUUACAUCUGCCACGGUGUCCUAAAUUUUCAAAUCUAAACAGGGCUCCAUCAAUCUAUUGACAAUGUCAAGUGACAAAUCCAUUCCUACACAGUUUGGGAAUAUUGACUCGUUCCAAAUAGAAAUUAUGAGAUGGCAGGUGGCACUUCACUGAACAUAAAAACAGAUUAAUUUGCCUAAAAGAUUUGCCUUUGACGUAAUUGAAUUUGUUUCCUCGUCUGUAUGGCUCUUCACGCACUUGGCAUCAACAAUUCUCUCAAAGCAUAACUCUUGAUAUUUGAUGUUUUACAAUUCAAUGCCAUACUUUUUUCUAAUUCAAAGUUACACUCUUGAGAGUUUACAUACUCUUUGGUCAUAAAUACCCUAAUUGUGUAAAAAUGUUCUCCAAAGUUGCUUUAUGAACCACCACCAUACAUUUGGAAAGUAAAGAAGCUCAACUUUUCUUCCGACGGCUAUUUUCAAAGCGCUUGAUGGUGCUGAAUAUUCUCGUAAGUGGCCAGAUAAUGCUCUGUAAAGACAAUGGGAGAGAUAGCAGUGUGAAAGUAAUGACGUUUGGCUGUAACCGAUAACCUAUCGCCCACAUCAAUGCACAAUGGGGCCCUUGUGAAUGCCGUAGUAAAGCGGGGCAGUUAGAUGGAAGGGCCCAUUAAAUCGUCAUAAAACACACACUGUACUAGAUUAUGUUGAAAGGAAGCUUUUGUUUUCAAGGUGGGAAAAAAUAAACAGGUGAGCUGUUUUUUAAAAAGAACUCAUAUUGUUGAAAUUCCCUACUUGAGAUAAGCUCGGAACCAGCGGUAAUGUAUUUGUUCAGCCGUUUUUGAAGUUUGUCGAAUUCUUUUUUGAAACCACAAAAUUAGGUGCACGGGCUAACACCCCCCAAAACAAGCAUUGAAUAUAUUUCAGGAAUCAAUCAUUUAGCUGCACAUAACAUGGUUCAUGAAUAAUUGAAAAAUCUGAUGUAAAAAAAGGAUUUAAGAGCCCUGGCCUCAAUCCCAUAAGACAGGGGUGUCAAACUCGUUUUUUUCGUGGGCCGCAUUAUAUACAGUAAAAGCGACAAAACAAACUAAUAACUCGUUUUCAAAUCAGACGAGUAAAAACUGGUCAAACAUUAAAAAAAAAAAAAAAGAUAUUAUUAAAUGUGAGGACAAUUUGCAAUUCUAGUAAUGACACGAAUUUGAUGCACAAAUUGUCUUCGCGGGCCACAUAAAAUGAUGUGGCGGGCCGUAUCGAGGACUUGAACAAGAUAUUCAUUUGUCUGACUUCUACUGUCCUCAGAUGGCCAAGGCUGGCACGCCAAAAAGAGCAGCACAAUGGCCAAUCAGAUGCAGUAUAACAAAAGCUGUGUAACCCAUUUUAAUACUAUUUAAUUACAGUACAGUAUGACAUUAUUCUGUUGUUUUAUAAGAUACAAUGACUGAUAUUUUUCUCAUUAAAAUACAAAUGACAACAAUUCCUGAAAUUGUGACAACUGCAACUCCUUGUGAGUGUUUUCAUUUGAUAUCUCGGAAUUUGACUGUAUGUUUCGUUGUCAGUUUUCCUUCAAAUAAUCGCGCCAUUCUUUUCACUUUUCAAGCCACGUCGUAGCUGAAGCUCCAGUUCCCCCUGUAAGUUGAAUAACUACGCUGGAGCACUUUUAAGUCAAGGUACCCCUGUACUUACUUUAUAUAGUGUGAAUUACUUGCACGGAUCCUUUCCCAGCAUGGGAUGGAAUUCCAUGUGAGAUUUUUCCCACCCCUUUCCAACUCAGCAACUCUUAAAACUGCUGAUUUGAGCUAUGCGACUGUGAAGCGGAGCGCAAUGUCAUAUGUCAACGCUCAAUAUUGGUUAAUGGUGAGAAGGUACAACAAGUAGAAAAAAGUCUAUGACCUUUAUCUCCUUCACGAGACAACAUUAAUUUUGAACUCAAGGUCUGGCAAAAAGCAAGCUGAUUUAUGGCCUGCCUUUAACUUCCCUGGAAUUGGUCUAAUUACCCGGAGGACGGCAAGCGGCUUGUCACUGCACAGGAAGCCCAUUGUGCGCCGGCUUCAUUCAUCACACCCAGAUGAUUGGAUGAUGUGCUGCAGGCCUUCUGGGGGAAAGCUGCAGGCUGAAUCGUUCAAUGGUUUGUUGAAUGUUCUGUUGUUCUUACUGCAAUACUAAGCUAACAUUAGCAUCGUAAACAAGGCGACGCACAGCGGUGGCAUGUUCGUUAUCAUUACUCACGAAACAUUUGAUGUCGGACUUUGUUUUCAGAAUGUACAAUCAUUUAAAAAUCACAAAGGGGUGACAAACAUACGCGUGAAGCUGGAAUGUUGCAAAUACCUUUGCUAAUCAUUUUUAACAGAUCACGUCACUCAUACUAUUGUGAAGUUAUACUUGCAGUUUUAUCAUAUAUAGAAAAUUUGAAAAAAUAAUGGCACUUAUCUUGCCCAUGAAGGAGGAUAUGUAAAGUGUUGUAACUUUUAUAAGGGCCGUUGUUUAGGUACAUCAUUUGGAAUAUAACACUGGUUCACUCUACUUUGUGCUCUUUUGGGGUAUUUGUCUUCCUAUUAAAGACAGCCAACAAAUAGAUUAGAAACCGUGAUCAAUAAUGUGCUGACAAGGCCUGCGACUGGAAGUCACACAGUUGUAAAGUAAAGAGUUAGAGCAGGUCACAUUAUCUCUUUGUCGCGGUAAUGAUUGAAAAAUCAGCCUGUAAUUGCUGAUAGGCUGUGUAACGUUUCAGUAAACUUCUGUUGGCGGCAAGCUUUACUGACACGUAACUCUUGGAUAAACCGCUGUAGGGUCGGCGUGUCGCUUUGAACGAAUGGUGUUCUCACGGUGUGAAGGGUGUGUGAGGGUAGACGGAGUUGUGCACACAGUUCAAAAGGGCAUGUGUGAAAGUGGAACAAAAGGAUGUAAUGAGGGAUUUAGGCUGUCAAAAUGAAGCUCCCGGUGAAAAGGUGCAAAGCCAUGUUUGAUGAUGAUGAUGAUGAAUGUUUCUUAGUGCACCGUGGCUGAUUGACCUCUGAGAGGGAUCACGACUAAAUCGCUUUACUAUCAUUUAGAACCAAUUUUAACUUCAUGACGCUAGAUUCAAGCUGAGGUGGGAGACAUACUCACAAUCUACUUAAAUAGAAGUAGAGAUCCUUGUGUAAAAGAAAAAGAGCCCAAAAAAAGUGCAUGAGACUCACAUAACCCUACUACGAUAUAUAUUUUAAUGAUGGUCAUCUUUUUUUUUUUUACAUGUAUUAGUUGAUGUAAAAGGUUUGAGAACUGCACCUGCAAUCCAUUGGAACCAGCAUUUGUUUGGAAAUACAAGUGACACUGAAGGCAGACGUACGUACCUUCCUACGUAGCCUCCAAUUCAAUUUAAUUCGGGGGCUGCUGUCAACAGGCCCGGGUGAAGGAUGUCACCCUCCGCUGGACAUUCAAAUGACUUUGUAAUGAAAAAAGCAAGCCAACGAGGCUUUGGGGAGGAAGACAUUGUGAGGUGCACUAAAUUCUUUGGAGCAAAUUACCAGUGUUUGAGCAGCAGGGAGGUAAUCUGCUGAUAGGGGGCAGAGGGCGGGAGAUGGGAGGCCUCAAUGGCAAAAAGGCGUGGAGGGGGAAGGGGCGAACCUGCUCCAAGCUUCAAUUUUCUGGAGGUCAACUCCACUCAUGACUUGUGACAGAUAGAAGAAACAUAGAACCUCAGAAGAAUUGACUUCAAUAGCGUUCAUCUUCAACACUCACAUUGUAUGUUAUGGGUCAAUUUUUACCUAGGUCAAUAUUAAAUGAAGAAAAUAUUUUCUUUUUAAAAUCUACUAUUAGGCGGUUACUUAUACAUACUGCACAGUGGACACGGAUUGCAAAUAAUAUGUGUAUGCUCUCUUGUGACUUUGACAGAUGACAUUUUGGAAAUUCAUAGUUUACUGCAAAAAUCUGACUAUUUCCGCUUUUUAUUUGUACAAUCGUCUUUCAGUCAAAUGCCAAGCAGGAGAUAUGACGGUUAAUAGCAAAUGUUACAAAAUUCAUUUUUAACAGAUGUUCCUCCUCAUAAAUGUUUUUCUGUUGAAAAUGACAUUAGUUCACAUUAAGUAUAGGGCUAAUUAACUUAUCGCCUAUUGCGUCAAGUUAUUAUGCUUUUAUAUGGUUUGUGUGCAAUUCGAGGUCAUAAACUUUAAUGGCAUCUUUGAUGGCCGUGAGAAUGAAGCAAGCUGUUCAUAUGAAUGAUUUAAAUACUGCAGAUGGUGUACUUUCUUCGCUGCAUCCUCCAAUCAGCAUUAUUUUGAGGUUAGAAUAAUUGCGUCACCAUGAGUUAAUUUGAUAAGUACUGCCCGUGUUAAUAUAAAAAUCACUUUUUUAUUACAUUUCGUUUCAAUUGCUUAGGGGGUCAGGAAGAUCGAUAAAUGACGGAUGGCUGGAUAUUUAUUAAUUUAUUAUUUAUUUGUUUAUUUAUUAUUUGAGUAUUUAUUUAUGUAUUAUUCCUUCAUUCAUGUGUCUUUAAAAUGCAAACUUCUGGCAAAAGCGCAAAAAAAAAAGAAAAUUCCUCACACGUCCUGAAUUUUGUGACCAUUUUUAAGUUUGAUUGAAAAGAAGAUGGAGAACAUGACAAGAAAAGCACAGGGAAUUAUAAUAAGUGUUGGUUAUUCUAGUGCAGAAUAGUAGAGCGCCAGUGUCGUUCAAAACUAAGCGUUAUUUUAUUAAAGGCCGUCAUUGCCUAUAAUAACUUUGCGGUCAGUUAGUGCGCAAUCUAAGGGUGGAGAUUCAGCGUAAAUUAUAUACAGGGCGCAACAAUCGACUAAUCAUCUAAUGUAGCCCUUCAAGCUUUGAUGCAGUUGAAGGUGUUUGCAGGCGGACAUUACCUCACUCGCGAAGCUUUGCAGAGGGGUUGGGGUUGGGGGGGGGAAACGAGCGGGUAAUUAGCUGAUUAGAGGCCCGUCAGAGCCAAUCCCGGCCGGCCUCCACCUUGGCCUGCAGGGGCGGGUGGACGGAUUGACGGAUGAAUGGGGAGAGGGUGGGUGUGUGUGUGUGCACUGUGGAGUUUAGGUUGAAGACAGCCACUAUCCCAGUCGGCACACCUAAUCAGAUCAAUCUGCACGAGCAUAGAGGACAAAAUAGUCUUCAAACAGGAGUUAGGGCAACGUGACCUAUGCGUGCGUCAAAUCGCAUUCAAAGUCCAGUGGGUGAGUACGCUGCUCAGGUGUGCACCCUCUAAACUUGUUGGCUUCUUUCCAUUGCAACUCGUCAUGGAAAAAUCGAAAAACUUCUGCAUCGACGCCCUCCUGGCGGACGAUCCCAACCGGGCCAUCCGAGACGUGUCCCCGGGUUUGAGUUGCGAUAGUCCGGCGGGCAGCCCCGUGUCCCGCCGCCGCGGGGACACGCCGUCCCCUCGGGCCGCCGCGCAGCUCCACACGUCAGGAAUUCUAUCAAAAGCGAGUGUUCUCAAUCUCACGCACCCGGGACUGGCAUCUAUGCCCCAGGCUGCCAUCCCGGGCAUGUACCCGGCACCCAUGUACCCGUUGUCGGCGCUGGGCAGCCAGCAUCCUGCCUUCGCCUACACCGGUUUUACGCAGCUGACUCACGCCUACCCGGAGCACCUGAAGGCAGCGGCGGCCAUGGCGGGCUCGAUGCCUCUGGAGCACUGGAUCCGGGCAGGGAUUAUGAUCCCAAGACUGCCAGAUUACAGCGCAGGUCCCCAGUCUGGUCUGUUGGGAAAGUGCCGAAGGCCUCGCACGGCCUUCACUAGUCAGCAGCUGCUGGAGUUGGAGAACCAGUUCAAACUCAACAAGUACCUGUCCAGACCAAAACGCUUCGAAGUGGCCACCUCUCUAAUGCUGACAGAAACGCAGGUCAAGAUCUGGUUCCAAAACCGGAGAAUGAAGUGGAAGCGGAGUCGGAAGGCCAAAGAGCAGGCCGGUGCUUCCGUCCAGUCAGAAAGCAGUGGAAAAACAUCCCGCAACAAACCUGGUGAGAAAAGGCCUCAGCAUGGCAAUCCAGAGGACGGCGCUGUGGAUCUACUUUUAGAAGAUGGCGAUGAGGAAGAGGAGGAAGACGAAGAGGAGGAGGAAGAGGAGGAAGAGGAAGGUUUUUCGGUGGUUAUGGGCAACCGAGUCGGGAUGCCGAGAUCCAUGGACUUCUUGCAGCGCAACGCCGAUGUGGGCUUCAACCCCCACAGCCCUUUCACUGAAGACCAACUGGAGGGAGUGCAAACAGGAGGAGGAGAGCGGAAAAUGGUGGCGGGACUGUGAGAAGUGUUUGAUUCCCGGGACAGUCACUUGAAGGUAACGUCCACACAAUUGUGAACCACCAGAACAUUUGUCGUUAACGUCUACUAUUUAUUUUCCAUCCCCACAUGUCAAAGUAGGCCUCAGAAUAUCCUCUUAAUGAUUGUCUGUAUAACAAAAUAUGAGCCCCAGAUCUUUUCACGCUAUCUUACUAGCCAAUCAUAUUAAUGAAUGGAUGACGAAUCCUUAAAAAAUGUUUCAGAGAAAAGGGAAAAUGUAAUUUAUUUUCACUGUCCCCGUGAUUGCCCUGUGACCUUUCGAAAACAAAUCAGGUGCAUGGAACUUUUGAAAGUGUGAACACAGACAGUUCCAAAAAAAUGUUUCCACCGCUCCAUCAUCCCACUUGGUUCAUAGAAAUAUCUGCAUAUGUACAUACAUACUAUGUAUAUGGUACUCAACAUAUCAUCAUUACUGCCACACUUUCAAAUCAUCUUGUCUCCUCCAGCCACCUUCUUAACUCACGCCCAGGACCAUGCAGCUAUUGUAAGCUAACAAGCGAUGCAUAAAGGUGGCCACAAAGAUACUGCAAGACUGGCUGUCCGACAGUGAUGCGACUCCCACACCACACACACACAGAUGCAUCUUAUCAUUUUCAAUGUGAUGUUACACUUUGAUCUGUUUCCUUCCAAAGCGUUUUCCAUUUUUGUGUGGAAAGGGAUUUAAUUUAUUCAAUUUGUUAUAUACGUAUAAAAUAGAAUCAUAAUGUAUUUAUCUGACCCUUGUUUGUGGUUAUACCAAUAUUUAAAAAAAAAAAGAACUUGUUUGAUGUGUUGAUAAUAUCACUUGACUUGACUGAGCCAUUGUCAAGGGGACAGAAAUGUGAUUGGACUUCAAUUAUGUAUGGUCGUUUACUUUUAAUGAACUCUGUAAAUUGCUUCCUAUCCUUUCUGUGGCCAUUAUGUGUUCAUCAAAAGAUCUGCAUUACAGCUCAUUUUGAUGUUGUACAAAAUAGAAUCUACUGAGUGGCGAUACUUUAGCUCCGUAUGCAUGUUUGUAUUGUGUAAGCAGGUCAAUUGGGUUCUUUGAAGUCCAGCAUUUGUGAGAAAACUCAGGAAAUAAAGUUGAUCAGUUGAUCACAUUUCAAUUGAACAUUUCUUCAAUGUAGAUAAUCUUUUAUUUGGUUUUAGUGAAGAUGAUGACGAUGCUGCAAUUCACUUUGUCUCCAAAUAUGUCACAAAAGUCGCUGUCCGUUCUUCCACAAUUAUGCAAUUUGGCUAUAUAGAGAGGCCCCAUA
Molecule: messenger RNA, 9940 nt
Organism: Syngnathus typhle (broad-nosed pipefish)
Lineage: Eukaryota; Metazoa; Chordata; Actinopteri; Syngnathiformes; Syngnathidae
Gene: mnx2b
Product: motor neuron and pancreas homeobox 2b
Exons: 3
Coding region: 7669-8670 (333 amino acids)
Biological process (GO): regulation of DNA-templated transcription; central nervous system development; neuron projection morphogenesis
Cellular component (GO): nucleus
Molecular function (GO): DNA-binding transcription factor activity, RNA polymerase II-specific; sequence-specific double-stranded DNA binding
Source: RefSeq, a predicted model, not a curated record